Molecule: messenger RNA, 1209 nt
Organism: Peromyscus eremicus (cactus mouse)
Lineage: Eukaryota; Metazoa; Chordata; Mammalia; Rodentia; Cricetidae
Gene: Tcf19
Product: transcription factor 19
Exons: 3
Coding region: 96-893 (265 amino acids)
Biological process (GO): regulation of gene expression
Cellular component (GO): nucleus
Molecular function (GO): protein binding
Source: RefSeq, a predicted model, not a curated record
GUCAGGACUGAAGGCCGGCCACGGUGCCUGGCCCAGGAGUAGGAGAGGUGAUGAACUGCUGAGGUGCAGGGAGAGGUGCAGAGGGGGCACCCCCCAUGCUACCCUGCUUCCAGCUGCUGCGCAUAGGGGGCGGCAGGGGCGGUGAUCUCUACACCUUCCACCCCCCGUCCAGGUCAGGCUGCACCUAUAGGCUGGGCUGCAGGGCUGACCUGUGUGAUGUGGCCCUGCGGCCCCAGCAGGAGCCGGGCCUCAUCUCUGGGGUCCAUGCAGAGCUGCAUGCUGAGCUCCAAGGAGACGACUGGAGGGUCAGCCUGGAGGACCACAGCAGCCAAGGGACUUUGGUCAAUAAUGUCCGACUCCCAAGAGGCCACAGGCUGGAGUUGAGCGAUGGUGACCUUCUGACCUUUGGCCCUGAAGGGCAAGCAGGAACCAGCUCCUCGGAAUUCUACUUCAUGUUCCAACAAGUCCGGGUCAAACCUCAGGACUUUGCUGCCAUUACUGUCCCUCGGUCUCGGGGAGAAGCUGGGACUGGUUUCCAACCCAUGCUGCCCCCCCAGGGGGCUCCCCAUCGGCCACUCAGCACCCUGUCCUCUGCCCCCAAGGCCACACUGAUCCUCAACUCCAUCGGCAGCCUCAGCAAGCUGCAGCCGCAGCCCCUCACCUUCUCCCGGGGUGGUGGCAGACCACAGAGCCUGGCUGUUCCCACCCAGCCUGCGGAAGUGGGGGCUUCGCCCGCUCCACCCACAAGAAACCGGAGGAAAUCGGCUCAUAGAGUGUUGGCAGAACUAGAGGAUGAGAGCGAGGCUUCCCUGGGCCCUCUCUCAGUCCUUAUGGAGCCCAGGAAGAAGCUCCGUGUGGAGAAGGCCGCUCUGGUGUCCAGUGGGAGGGAAUGACCACAGGGGAAAGUGCCUUGCUAUAGACUGACUCAAGGCUGGAGGACCCUCAUGAUCGUUGAGGUGGCAAAAAAGAUGAUUCCUGCCAAAGAUGUGGCUGCCUGCCGCCAAAUUACCAGUGAGCUGGGAUGCCCAGUAACCAGGAAUAAAGCCUUGUUCCCGUGGACACCGGAGUAUGCGCAGCUAGAGCAACCAUCACAGAAACCACCCCAGACUGCCUUAUGCCAUGGCUACUGCUGCCGCUGACUGAGUCUCUGUGACUGGCUUUUCAGAGCUUUGCCUUUAUAUCAAAAUAAAGAAUAAAAUGCUUCAUCCA